AUGGCGGAUAAACAUUGGGAUGAAGAUUAUUUCAUUGAAGUAUCGUCGUCUAAAAUUCCCGAAGAGUCUACGAAGAUAAGAGGCAUUGGAAGAGGAAAAAUGAACAUCACUCAAGACAUUUCAUCAUUAAAAUUACCUAAAGCUGCCGUUGUAAAAGAAAAAGAAUACAAAAGUACAGCCUCUCAGGGGAGGGGGAGAGGAGAGCUACGUUCAUUUAUGUCACACGGGCCAGCAAGACUACCAAAGGAUAAAAAUACCAGGAAAGAUUUGAUUGGACUACAUAGUAUAAGCCAUUUUCCUUCACUACAAUCAGUGGCAUCAUCUUCUAAACAGUCACCUUCAAGUUCACCAAAGAAUUCUGCUAAGAAUAGGAAGUCUACAAGUCAGACUACGUCAUCAUCAACAUUAUCAUAUACAGACACAGAUUCAAAUUGGCCUUCAUUAAAGUCUUUACCAGAGCCUAGCAAUAAAAUGACAGAAGACCUACAUUCCUUUGCGCAAGCCUGUAAGGAAAGCGGAAGAGACAAAAAUCCAACUCAAUCUUUAUCAAAAGAUCUAAGGGAGCUUCUUCAACUUUAUGGCAAUGUAAUUAGUUGUGAUAUUGAAAGAGAUGUCCAGGGAAACAGUUUGGGAUGUGCAAUUAUCAGUAUGGAAACAAAAGCUGAAUGUGAAUGGAUCAUAAGCUGCUUUCAUGAUGAAGAAUAUCCAGGUUGUACAGGACUCGGCAAACUAUCAUGUACUUUCCUCAGCUGACACCAGGGCACAAUUGAGAAAGUUAUUGUUUCCAUUAGCUUAUAUUAGUUUAUUUGUAUAACAUAUAUAACAUAAAAGAAUGCAAUCCAUAUUUCCGUGUAAUAGUACAGACGUAUUAGUACAAAAUUACAUCAAUAAAACAAUAGACCUCAUAGGCUUUAGCGCAAUAUUUUCCCAUUUCAGACCACGUGUCAUUCCCUUGAGAAUAAGAUUCUUUGUUUGAGUUGUACAGUUCAUAUUA
Actinia tenebrosa (Australian red waratah sea anemone) is the source of this 994-nucleotide messenger RNA. RefSeq lists its product as uncharacterized. The record is from RefSeq and is a predicted model, not a curated record. Lineage: Eukaryota; Metazoa; Cnidaria; Anthozoa; Actiniaria; Actiniidae. Gene Ontology annotation, molecular function: RNA binding.